Molecule: messenger RNA, 718 nt
Organism: Colias croceus (clouded yellow)
Lineage: Eukaryota; Metazoa; Arthropoda; Insecta; Lepidoptera; Pieridae
Product: EF-hand calcium-binding domain-containing protein 1-like
Exons: 5
Coding region: 50-718 (222 amino acids)
Molecular function (GO): calcium ion binding
Source: RefSeq, a predicted model, not a curated record
UAUAAUAAAAUUAAUGUAACAUACAAAAGUUUUUAGAUUAAAAUCAGAAAUGUCGGCCUCACUAGACUCAGCGUUGGACCCAAUGGAAGAAAUACGAUUUCGAAAAAAGCAUGGAGCUAUUUGGAUGGAGAUACAGAAAGACACACAUUUUACUUUUGACGAGUUGGAACAAAUAAUGGUGAUAUUUUUCAAAAUACAAAAGCGCGACGAGAAACCGGCGGGGUCGGAUUUAAUAUCAAGAGCGCACUUUAGGGAUGUUCUUCAUACCGGGUUGGGGAUGACGGACGCUUAUAUGAUGGAGCGUGUUAUGGUGGCCCUGGACAGGGGGACCUCUCCCUACGUUACCAUGGCAACGUUUGCGAAGGCAAUGUCUCUGUAUCUACGGGGUGAUUUGGAGGAACGCAUUUCUUAUGCAUUUACGUGUUACGACCUUUUGGGUGAAGGCCAUUUGCGGAGAGAGACUAUGUAUCAGUGUAUGAAGAAGAGCAUCUCUAAGGCUUCGCGGGAUGACGACGUGGAAGAAGCUGUGAAGGAAUUUGUGGAUAUAAUGCUGAAGCGGAUGGACGUGGACGUAGACGGUGUCAUCAGCUUCGAAGACUUCCACAAGUCUGUCACCCAGACCCCGUCCCUACUGGAGAGCCUUGGCUACUGCCUACCGGAGCGACCGGCCGUGUACGCGUUUCUCGCCACGUGGUGUCCUAAUUGGGGCAAAAUGUAG